Messenger RNA from Caenorhabditis briggsae, 1017 nucleotides. It is a transcript of the gene Cbr-str-145, whose product is annotated as Protein CBR-STR-145. Gene Ontology annotation, molecular function: G protein-coupled olfactory receptor activity. The record is from RefSeq and is a predicted model, not a curated record. The transcript has 7 exons. The coding region runs from base 1 to 1017 and encodes 338 amino acids. NCBI's taxonomy places the organism in Eukaryota, Metazoa, Nematoda, Chromadorea, Rhabditida, Rhabditidae. Gene Ontology annotation, biological process: olfactory behavior; G protein-coupled receptor signaling pathway.
AUGCUUUACCUUCAUGUCAUCCAAUACUUUGGUUUUAUUGGUUCUCAAUUAGCCAACUCUCUACUCAUUUAUCUAAUCCUUACAAAAGCUAGAAAGCUAUUCGGAAUGUAUCGGUUUGUAAUGUUGGGCUUUGCAUUUUUCUUCUUGUUCUAUUCAUGGAUCGAAAUUCUCACUCAACCGGUUAUCCAUAUAAAGAGUCCAGUUUGUAUAGUAUUUAUGGAUAGUUCGUUGAAAUAUUUCAAGUCAGUUGGGUUCAUAAUUACAUGUUUGUACUGUGCGUGUUUUGCUCUUGUCAUCUCACUUUUGUCGGCUCAGUUCUUCUACAGAUUUCUGGCGGUUUGUAAACCCCAUAUUCUCUCCCAUGGCGAAGAACGUCUUCUAUUCUACCUCUGCGUUCCUUGUUUUUUGUGUUUUGUCGCUUGGUUUGAAUUCGUUUAUUGGGGAAUGGCCAACACUGUCGAGAAGCAAUUGUACAUGAAAUCGGAACUUGCUGAAAUCUAUAAUGAAGACUCUGAAAGUGUAGCAUUUAUUGCGGUUAUGUACUGGUCGGUUGGUCCGGAUGGCCAGAAGAAAUGGAAGAUUAACGAUAUAGGUCUAUUGCUGGCUUGUGUUGUCACUAUAGGUGGUUGUUUUAUGACUAUCGUUUAUUGUGCCACUAGGAUUUACAAGAAGAUGAAAGACUCCAGUGGUCAUAUGAGUGGACGAACAAUGGAGCUUAAUCGGCAGUUGUUUAUCACACUAACUAUUCAAACAAUUCUCCCUUUGUUCAUGAUGUAUAUCCCAGUUGGUCUCGCAACUUCCCUGCCCAUUUUUGAAAUUCAUACCGGUCGAAUUGCCAAUUUCACGGCUGCUAGCCUAGCGGUGUACCCAUUUCUUGAGCCCAUUGUUCCCAUGUUAUGCAUCAAAGAAUUCAAAAACUUUAUACUGUGUCGCCAAAAACGAAAAGUGGCAUCUCGAACUACAUUCUCAAGUCCAGUCUCAGGAAUUCACUCUUCCAGUACUAACGCAAUUCUUUGA